Molecule: messenger RNA, 2145 nt
Organism: Rhodotorula toruloides NP11
Lineage: Eukaryota; Fungi; Basidiomycota; Microbotryomycetes; Sporidiobolales; Sporidiobolaceae
Product: RNA polymerase sigma factor, sigma-70 family
Exons: 5
Coding region: 1-2145 (714 amino acids)
Biological process (GO): protein phosphorylation
Molecular function (GO): protein kinase activity; ATP binding
Source: RefSeq, a predicted model, not a curated record
AUGCCUCCGAGGCGAGACCACACUCCUCCCACCCCACACCCGGCUGGACAGGUCCCCAUACCCUUCGAGAAGGGCGUUGCGGAGGAGCGAUACUCGCAGUUCGUCGCCCCCAUCAAUACGCGAUAUCUCGACUUGACCAACCCGAAGCCGACUACCCUCAGCGACACCCCUACACCCGCUCUCACAGACCAGCCAUUCGCUGGCACAAUCGAAGACCUGCGCUUCUGUCCCGCACUGUUCGACAACUUGCGCGACUUUGUCGAGGAGGACAUCGUCAAGAAAGCGCUCGGAUGGCACAACUCCGAAGGUUCAGUCGAGGUCUUCAUUGAGGUCAAGGACGUCAAGGUCGUUGAUGAGGAGACGUUCAUCCGGUUCGAGAACGCCGCCGUCGACCGUCCAAAGUUCAAGAUGGCGUCUGGUCUUCCGCUCGACUGGAAGUCGGUGUCGCAGCCGUCGCUCCCCUCAUCCUCGUCCACCGCGACUCCUACUUCGUCCACCGCGACUUCCACGCCGCUGCCUCCCACCCGCCGCGCCCUCAGAUCGAAGGCCGCGUCGGCUCCGCCGGCUGUUCCUACUAUCCACAAAUCGCCCAAGAGCCGCGUCGUCCAACAGUUCGAGGCUAUCGUCGGCGCGCCUUGCCCUAUCAUCACGAAGCAGACCACCGUGGAUCCGAAGCAGCAAGAACCGCGGGAGAAGCGGAAGCAGCCGCACCUGAAGCAGUGGGAGAGCUUCGGAAUCCACGACGCGACGGAGCAGCCGAUCCCGUUCCAGCAUCUUUCGUUGCGCGAUCAGCAAGUGCUCCUACUGUACCAGCAGCUCGCCGUCCAGGUCGCCGUCAUGCGCCAGCGUCGACCAAAUGCACCCUUUCUCGCCGCCAUGCUCUCGACGCCUGCGCACGCGCUCUUUCUGAUCAAUAUCGAAAAGACGUUCAUCGUUGGUCGACACACAUCCGACCUCUCGCUCGCCUCGCGCACGCUCAACGCCCUUGCCUACCUCACCAUCCAGGCUAGUAGGCGGUCUCUGCCUCGAAUCGACCCCCAGACGGCCACCUUGCGCGAGCUCGGCGAAUGGUUCCGUACUCUCCAACCCGUGCUCCGCCUCCGUGGGGUCGGGUCUUCGUCGGCCUCGUCAGAGUGGUUGACGGCGACAUCUACGGCACUCGAUGGCGCGAACUCGCUGUCGUUCUCCUCGCCAUGCCACUCCCCCUCGCCCCGCCACUCCCCUUCCUUGACUCUGCAACCCUCUUCUCCAUCGUCACCAUGCCCUUCCCCGCCCUCCUCAGCGCCACCUACACCAGCCCCUUCGCCCUCCUCAGUGCCGCCCGCCCCUCCGUCUGCUUCCGCGCCUCUCGUCUCGUCUCCUCCUGUCGUUCUGCCGCCGGUCAGCGACUCAGACCGCUCCGGUUUCCCAACCUCGCGCUUCGACUUCGCUGUUCAGUCGGUUCCAAAGGACCAGUCGGCUUCUGCGGCGGCGCACUUAACGCAGACGCUCGAGUCUGCCGCCUGCAUCAGCGUCUUGUCGAGCGAAGAUGAGCUCGACGACAUCGUCGGGAUCUUCCAGCGUACGACAGAUGCGCCAGCCUCGACUCCCGCCCAUACCAUGCCGGAAUGCUCACUUGUGCUACGCAAGUGGCUCGGGAGCGGCGCUGUCGGCGACAUGUACGCGGACGCGACGGGCGUGGUGGCGGCAAAAGUGGUGAGGCCGUGCGCAGGCGAGCAGCCGGACGAGUUCCGCGCUCGUAUGAUCGCAGCCCUCUACGAGCGCAACCUGCUCGAGUCCCUCGACAACCAAGUCACGGGCAUCCCGCGCUACUUCGGCGCGUUCAUUCGGCACAGUGCGGCCGGUCCAAGCCUCAUCCUCCUUUCGCAACGUGUGCCUGGGCUCGCGCUCGACUCGUGGGCUAUGGUUCGACAACACCGCGACGCCUGCCUCGACGCCGUCGACAAGCUGCACAAGGCCGGCGUCCACCACGGGGAUCUCCGACCGCCUAACAUGAUUCUCGGAUACGACUCGUCCAUCACUAUCGUCGACUUCAACCGGGCAAGACGCAACGUCGCUCCUGAAGAACUCGAGGCGGAGUACGCUCAGUUUGUUCACGAUAUCCAGCACGCAGAAGAUACGGCGGACAAGACUGAGAGCAAGUAG